Messenger RNA from Solea solea (common sole), 2117 nucleotides. RefSeq names its product LIM/homeobox protein Lhx8. The transcript has 8 exons. Gene Ontology annotation, cellular component: nucleus. The record is from RefSeq and is a predicted model, not a curated record. Gene Ontology annotation, biological process: neuron differentiation; regulation of transcription by RNA polymerase II; forebrain neuron development. Lineage: Eukaryota; Metazoa; Chordata; Actinopteri; Pleuronectiformes; Soleidae. Gene Ontology annotation, molecular function: DNA-binding transcription factor activity, RNA polymerase II-specific; RNA polymerase II transcription regulatory region sequence-specific DNA binding. Bases 95 to 1144 code for a protein of 349 amino acids.
UCCUCCCUCUGACACACGCAGCCGAGACACACACUGACUGACAGAUCCACGCACGCAGGAGUCCCGGAGCAGAAGACACUCGUGGACGCAAGACAUGCGCUGGAAGGGCGAAGUGAAAGUGGAGUGCUGCGUCGUUGGCGAGCACGAGCGCGAGUCCUCGUUGCUGUCCAACGAUGACGAGGGCGCGCCGGUGGAAGUUUUGGAUGAAGACGCGUCGUCGCUGCAGACGAUGGCAUCCGCGCCGCUGCUGGGCGGAACACUGUGUGCGAGCUGCAACGAGGAAAUUGUGGAUAAGUAUUUAUUAAAGGUGAACGACUUGUGCUGGCAUGUGCGCUGUCUCUCGUGCAGCGUGUGCCAGACUUCUCUUGGCAGCCACACGAGUUGUUACAUCAAAGAAAAUGAGGUUUUCUGCAAAGUGGAUUACUUUCGAAGAUACGGCACGCGGUGCGCGUGCUGCGGCAGGAACAUCCACGCCACGGACUGGGUCCGCAGGGCGAAGGGGAACGUUUAUCACCUGGCCUGCUUCGCCUGCUUCUCCUGUAAGAGACAACUGUCCACCGGGGAGGAGUUCGCUCUCGUGGAGGAGAAGGUUCUGUGCACAGUCCACUACGAGUGCAUGCUGGACAACCUGAAGAGAGCCGUGGAGAAAGGAAACAAUGUAAACAUGGGGGGGGCUGUGCCCACCGAGCAGGAGAUUAACCAGCCCAAACCCUCGAAGAGAGCUCGGACCAGCUUCACCGCCGACCAGCUGCAGGUUAACCUCCAUCAUCCGUCAGCACAAGUAAUGCAGGCCCAGUUUGCUCAGGACAACAACCCAGACGCCCAAACACUACAGAAGCUGGCGGAGCAGACGGGCCUCAGUCGAAGAGUCAUACAGGUCUGGUUCCAGAACUGCCGAGCGCGCCACAAGAAGCACGUGAGCCCCAACCACAGCUCCAGCGCCCCCAUGACCUCCCUGCAGCCCAGCCGCCCCCCCCAGCCAACCCCGACCCCCGAGGAGCUGCAGUACACAGCGUACGGAGGCCCAGAGGGGUCAAUGCUCUCAGCACUACACUCCUUCAUAGACAUGCACCCUCCUCCACCCAUGUUUCAGCCACUGCUGCCAGCCCAUGCCAUGACCUCCCUGCCUGUGUCUCACGCCUGAGCCGCACACACACACACACACACACACACACACACACACACACACACACACAAGCUUGUCUAUUCUUGUAAGGACAGUGCAUUCACUUCCAUUCAUUACGACAGCACAGAGUGUUUAACCCAAUCUGGUUUAUACCUAACCCUAACCUUCACCUAACCACAACUGACUAGCCCUAAACGUAACUAUUCCAAGCAUCCAAUAACUUCAUUUGCAUUUUUUUGGACUGGGGGAGGAAGAGGGAAACCCAGAGAGAACACGCGCACACACACACACACACACACACACACACACACACACACACACACACACACACAAGGAGAACAUACACACAUCAGUGGAACCAGGAGCCGACCUGGUGACCUUCUUACUGUGAGGCGACAAUGUUAGCCACUGGACCACCAUUUAGCUGUCUCGACUUAACCAUUUACUCAAAAAUGAGGUCCUGCCUGAUUAGGACCAGGUUUGGGACUCCAUAAGGACUACUGGUCCUGACAAGGUCAGUAUUUAUGCUGGGAAAAGGUAACAAUCACACACACACACACACACACACACGUGAAGAUAAGGCUCAGACUCCACCGGCGAUGAUACGUCAUUAGUGUUCAGAUCAAUAUAAUUUCAUUUUCAAGGAAUCUUGAAACCUGUCCCAGCAGUUUCUAAAACCCUUGUUUCCUUUUAGUGCAUUUUUAUGGACGAGUGCAAUCAUUUUCAACCCUACAUUUACUGUACAGUGUUGAGGGGGGAAAGGCUUCAGUGUACCUCGACAUAUAUGGCAUUACUAUCACUUUCUAUCUGUUUGUGUAGUCGUGGACAUCGUUUGACCGUGCUACUCGACGUGAAAACCCCACCACAUCCCAAACCGUCAACCGGGGAUGAACUUGAACUUGUUUGUUUAGCAGUGUUUGUAUAUUUGCAAUUUAAAUUUAUUUAUUGUAUGUGAAGUCUGUUUUGAAAAUAAAAUGUCUAAUUUCACACA